CCUUGAAAUGCCAAGUGGGGACCAGUAGGGCUGCUGUAUAAAUCUUCAACACUUCAACCCUGUUCUCUUCUCACUCCUGCCUGAAAUCUUUCUUGCUGCCUGACCUGGUCCCAAGAUGAGCAGUCCCCUGGAGCAAGCUCUGGCCGUGAUCGUCUUUACCUUUCACCGUUACUCCGGCAAAGAAGGUGACAAAUUCAAGCUGAGCAAGGGGGAGAUGAAGCAGUUGCUAAAGAAUGAGCUCCCCAGCUUUGUCGGAGGAGAGGUGGAUGAAGAAGGGCUGAAGAAGCUGAUGGGGAACUUGGAUGAAAACAGUGACCAGGAGGUGGACUUCCAGGAGUAUGCUGUCUUUCUGGCCCUUAUCUCUAUGAUGUGCAAUGACUUUUUCAAGGAUUGUCCUGACCGUCCCUGAAAUAACAUACCCUUUCCCAAUCCCCUGCCCUACUUUACUUCCCAUGGCAUCUAUCUGGCCCUGGGCUCAGUGCAUUGUUUGUUUUAUAUUCAAUAAAGGCUACUUUGAAGAUAGA
This is a messenger RNA of Vombatus ursinus (common wombat), 524 nucleotides long. Its product is annotated as protein S100-A2-like. Lineage: Eukaryota; Metazoa; Chordata; Mammalia; Diprotodontia; Vombatidae. The transcript is spliced from 3 exons. The record is from RefSeq and is a predicted model, not a curated record. Gene Ontology annotation, molecular function: calcium ion binding; transition metal ion binding. The coding region runs from base 116 to 409 and encodes 97 amino acids. Gene Ontology annotation, cellular component: cytoplasm.